Messenger RNA from Nezara viridula (southern green stink bug), 1744 nucleotides. The record is from the annotation of a GenBank genome assembly. NCBI's taxonomy places the organism in Eukaryota, Metazoa, Arthropoda, Insecta, Hemiptera, Pentatomidae.
AUGUACAAGUUGGAGCUGAAUCUUGAGGAACCAGAUCGAGUGUACUUCUCCGGCGACGAUUUGAAGGGGGAAGUCACGAUAAACCUUAAGGCUAAACUUCCAGUUCAGGCCAUUACAGUCAAGUUUAUUGGUGAAGCAUGCGUCAGUGUACCUGAGGAUGUCGUGGAAGAGAAGGUGAAGCAGAAGCGAAGGACGAUCACUAAUAAAAUCUGCCCAGAGGCCAAUAAGUCUGAUAGAGUCGCAUGUUGGGAGCAGCCGACAAGCCCAUCUAAGAAGGGAUCAAAGCUGAGGAGUUCUUUCUCGUCGCAGGAGAGAUACUUCUGCCACAAAGAGUUUUUGUAUGGGCAUAAAUAUAGUAGCUACCGAGAGCAACUGUGGGAGGGAAAACACGUGUUCCCGUUCAGUUUCACCCUUCCUGCGCAAUUACCUCCUUCCUUCGCAGGACGCUACGGCUACGUGAGGUACUAUUGCGAAGCGGCGCUUUUGCGAUGGAGGUUGCGCGACAGCAGAAGAGCCUACUUCAGCGUCACCAACCUAGCGGACCUCAACCAAGAACCCAAAGCCGAAGCGGGAUGCGAGGAACACAAGACGACCAACUCUUGCCUGUUCUGCUGCCCCAAGGGCACGAUCGUGGCCAGCGCAGAGCUGAGAAGGAGAGGGUUUGCUCCAGGUGAGAUCGCCCCGAUCUGCGUCGAGGUCCACAACAUGAGCAACACCAUCAUCACCAGUCUAAGGGCUGUUGUGGUCCAGGUAGUGGGUUACAUCUCUGGACAAGGUCUUCGACGACACGAAGACACCCGGAGAGUCCUCGAGGUGACCAGAGGAGAAGUCAGACCUGGAGUGUCGUUCACGUGGGGUUCCGCAGGAGUACGCCUUCCACCUCUUCCUCCAACUACAUUCACAAUGGACUCCUGCAAGAUCAUGACUAUCUCUUAUAGGAUAGAUGUGAUGAUGUACCUGGCUGGAGGAAAGGAACCAUUGAUACUCCAGCUUCCUAUCAUCAUCGGAAACGUUCCUUUGAAGAGACACUUUCCAUUGUUGGCUCCAGAGCUCAACGUUAUGGAACCUUCGGUGCCACUACCCAAAGUUGUCACCUUCAGAUACGAUAGGUUUCCUGGAGUUGCUUCGUCAGAGAGCGUGAAUCCACAACAAUCUGAGUGCGUGUACAAGCUGCCUGCGUUCAAGCCUCGCUAUCUCUAUUACACGCCUAAGGGACUGUUAUAAUACUCGUGUAAUUUUUUUACCUAAGUAACAGUUAUAAAUAACCUCUUAACCGAGAAACUGUUAUAAUAUAACGGGGUUCUAUUCUUAUAACUUGUUACCUGAGGAAUUGUUAUAACUAGUUGUUAAAGAAAUUGUUUCUUAUGGAACUGUUAUAAUAUAACUACCUUCUCAAUGGAAGGUUAUUACAUAACUUGUUAUUCAAAGAACUGUUAUAUAUAUAAACAGGUAUCUUCCAACGGUACCACAACUCAAGUGCCAAUGUUUAGCUUUUUAUAAAUCGCUUUGAUAAAGCACCGAGCAUGAUAAAAUCACAUGAAUAGCUUCUGACGUUCCCUAAGUAACAGUUACAAAUAACCUGUUAUGGACUCAUGGGAUGGGCGUCGAAGUGGUCAAUUAUAUACGAUUAAGCUUAAAGCAUGUGUUUGUUUUGUGAUAUAUAAUGUGUGCCUUUAAUGUGCCUAUGUACUCCAUAUCGGUGUCUAUUCUAACUUCCUCUUUUUAUUGAAAACAUGUAAUUUUG